This is a messenger RNA of Rhincodon typus (whale shark), 3134 nucleotides long. RefSeq names its product DNA damage-inducible transcript 3 protein-like. Gene Ontology annotation, biological process: ER overload response; intrinsic apoptotic signaling pathway in response to endoplasmic reticulum stress; negative regulation of transcription by RNA polymerase II. Gene Ontology annotation, cellular component: CHOP-C/EBP complex; CHOP-ATF3 complex; cytoplasm. Gene Ontology annotation, molecular function: transcription factor binding; RNA polymerase II cis-regulatory region sequence-specific DNA binding; protein heterodimerization activity. The record is from RefSeq and is a predicted model, not a curated record. The transcript has 4 exons. NCBI's taxonomy places the organism in Eukaryota, Metazoa, Chordata, Chondrichthyes, Orectolobiformes, Rhincodontidae. Bases 45 to 797 code for a protein of 250 amino acids.
ACUAACUCUGGCACUGCAUCGCCCCCACCUCUGGUUUUCCAACGAUGGAACACCAAUCAUUGCCAAACCUGAUGAACGUCCACCCAGGGACACUUGAGUUGAUGUCUGACUGGAGUGCGUUCAGCCCGUUCCCUGCUGCUCCUGUCCCGUUGUCGGGGCAGGAUCUGGAGGCGUGGUUGGAGGACUUGGAGAGCGUCCUGCACCCCUCACCAGCUGCCAACCGCCCGGGGGGGGUGGAGGAGGAGAACAGGAAGCUGAAGGAGCUCUGGGUGGACGACGUGGACAGCGUCCUGUGCCCCCCGGACCCCGCAGACGACACUCAGCGCCUCAACCAGCUCCUGCUGGAGGACCUUGAGAGUAUUCUGUACCCGGCCCCGGUCUUGGAGGAUCACACGCCGUCCCCAGGCAUCGCAGAGCCAGAGGCGUCGCCACCCAGACCCGGGGACCGUCCACCCCUCUCCCCCCAUGCCCAGGGGGGCCGUGAGGACGAGCCCCUCCUGGCCGACGAGCCAUGGCGCUGCUCGGAUCUCCCAUCCAGCUCCUCCUCCUCCUCCCCGUCUCCCAGCUCCCAGCCGGGACGGGAGCAGCCGGAAGAGGGUGCGCGGGGGACCAAAAGGCGGAGGAGGGAGGAGGUCCGCUGCCCGUCCUGCUUGAAGACCACCCCGGGGGCAGCCCAGCUGCUGGUGGAGAAUCUGACGCGGGAGAACGAGAGGCUGAGGCACCGGAUCGAGGAGCUGGCCAGAGAGGUUCAGGAAGUCCGCGAGAGGCUCAUCCAGAGGGUGGUCGAUGCUCACUGAGGGGGCUAGUGGCUUCCCGUCCCCACCGUCGUCUUCGUCUUCCUGUCUUUGGUAACCACCCCUACCUCCCCCCGGCGUCACCGGCUCACCUUCCUCCAGUGAGGGGAGAACGAAGAACCUCGCAGCAAGGGACAGGGGGGUGGGAGGUGCUACGUGAGCGGAUUCCACAAGAAUUCCCACCGCCCACCGGAAUGCCCACCUUGGAAAUUCCCCACCAUCCCACCUCCCCCCCCACCCGGAUCGAGCUGGGGAGUGCGAACUGGCAGGGAAGGAGAUGGUUGUUGGGCGUCACUCGUCUCAGGUCCAGGACAUCUCUGUGGGCGAUGACCAGCUCCAACGAGAGAGAAUCUAACCAUUGGCCCCCCAAAUGCUUGAUGUUCAAUGGUGUUACAAUCACUGAAUUCCCCCCCACCCCCCACUAUCAACAUCCUGGGGGUUAUUGUCACCAACGAGAGAGAAUCUAACCAUCGCCGCGCGCCCCCCCCACCGCUUGAUGUUCAAUGGCGUUACCAUCGCUGAAUUUCCUGCCACUCCCCACUAUCCACAUCCUGGGGGUUACCAUUGAGAGAGAAUCUAACCAUCGCUCCCCCCUCCCUUGACAUUCAAUGCUAUCGUUGAAUCCCUCAGUAUCUAAAGAGCUUGUCAUUGACUUCAAGAAGUAAGUGGGGGAUUGGGGCGGGGGGGUGCAUGCCCCUAUCUAGAUCAACGGACCUGAGGUGCAGAGUGUCGCGUUCCUGGGAGUGACGGUCACUGACAAUAUGUCCUGGACCUCUCACAUUGAUGCAACGAUCAAGAAGUCACAACAACGCCUCUCCUUCCUCGGGCGGCUCGGGAAAUUUGGCCUGUCCCGUAAGGUCCCUCACCAACUUCUACAGACGCACCAUUGAAAGCGUAUUGGCCUGGUACGGCAACUGCUCUGCCCAGGACCGUAAGAAACUACAGAAGAUGGUGUGCACAGCCCAGACCAUCACGGAAACCGACCUCCCAUCCAUGGACUACCAUCUACAUUUCUCGCUGCCUCAGAAAGGCGGCCAACAUCAUCAAAGACACCUGCCACUGGUUAUAGUCUCUUCCAACCUCUUCCGGCAGGCAGAACAUUACAAGGGCUUAAACACACACACCAACAGAUUUAAGAACAGCUUCUUCCUCGCUGUUAUUAGACUGCUAAAUGGACCUCUCCGAUUUUAAACCUGAUGUUGAUCUUGCUUUUUAUGUAUUGUCUUUGCAGCCGUUAACUUUGUGUCCCUUGCUCUGUUCAAUCACCCUGUGAUGUUUGUAUGUAUGAUCUGCCUACACUACACACAGACCUUUUCACUCUACAUAGGUAUAUCAAAUCAUAACAACGCGCUGGGGUUACCGUCUCCAAACGAGAGAGAAUCUAACCAUUGCCCCCCCCACCCACCUUUGACGUUCAAUGGCGUUACCAUCACUCAAUCUCCCCCCACCCCACUACCAACAGCCUGGGGGUUACCCAUUGAGCAGAAACUGAACCAGGACCCCCAGCCCCAUAUCAAUCCUGCGGCUACAAGGAGCAGGUCAGAGGCUGGGAAUCCUGAAGCGAAUAAAUCCCCUCCUGACUCUCCCCACCCCCUAAAGCCUGUCCCAUCAUCGACAAGGCACAAGUCAGGAGUGGGGAGUGGGGGAGGAGAACACCCCCCCCCCCAGCCGCCUGGAUGGGGCACGGCUCCGACAACACUCGAGAAGCUCAACACCGUCCAGGGACAGAACAGCCCCCACCCCUCUCGAUCGUUGCCCCUCUCCCACCUGCCACACUCCCUCCCUCCCCCCACCAUCCCCCAACGCACAGCCGCAGCAGUGUGUACCGUCUGCGAGACGCACCGCAGCGACUCACCAAUGGCACCUUCCGAACCCACCACCCUUUACAUCUUCCCCACCCCCCAAUGCUAGAAGGAUGAGGGUUGGGGAACAGACCCAUUAGAGGUCCAUGCUUCCCCCUCCCCUUAUCAAGCUUUGAACUAAUCAGGUUAGAACCUCUCUGGAACAAAAACAAAGUUGCUGGAAAAGCUCAGCAGGUCUGGCAGCAUCUGUGAAGGAGAAAACAGAGUUAACGUUUCGGGUCCAGUGACCCUUCCUCGCAACUUCCUGAUUUACAGCAUCCGCAGUUCUUUCGGUUUUUAUAUAGUAGUAGAACCUCUCUGUGUUUUGUUUAGCGAGUAUAUGUGAAUAAAUCUAGCCCUCCUCCCUCGAACCAAUUUGUUAUGUCUAGCGUGGUUAUCCCUUUCAGCUCUUCAGUCUUGUACACGGGCUUCACGUAUUGUUAAAAUGUUUUUUUAAAAGAAAGCAAACUCUGAUCAAUAAAAAUGACUGUAUGCUUCA